AUGCGGAGCUGCGAGGGGAAUGCCUGCUGUGGAUCGAAGGAGGGGGAGCUGGCACAACACUUUGGCACCGAUUCUCAGCACCCCGGCGCUCGUGCUCCCUAUACGAGACACACGCGCGCGACCUUCACUCCUCGCCCACCGCGGGAUAAUUGUCACGCCAUGGAAGCCACUUGGAGGGAUGAACAGAACCCGACCGUUCAUGGACUUGGCGACGAUUUCUUCACCGAGCAGCGCAUCAUCGCCGCAAUUGCUGUAAUGUCGCCGGUGUUCAUUCCGUUCGGAGCCUGCCUCGUGGUCAUCGUUCUUUGGUACAAUUGCGUAGCGCGACGGAUACAGCGGCAGAUCGAGAAGGCCGAUAAACAGCGACAGCCCUCAUCGCUGCGACUCACCGCCAGUCAGGACACACUACAGGAUCCACCACCCACCAUUCGAAUCGACCAA
Molecule: messenger RNA, 441 nt
Organism: Mesorhabditis spiculigera
Lineage: Eukaryota; Metazoa; Nematoda; Chromadorea; Rhabditida; Rhabditidae
Source: the annotation of a GenBank genome assembly